Linderina pennispora is the source of this 870-nucleotide messenger RNA. RefSeq names its product kinase-like protein. The annotation marks the transcript as partial. Gene Ontology annotation, molecular function: ATP binding; protein serine/threonine kinase activity. The transcript is spliced from 2 exons. NCBI's taxonomy places the organism in Eukaryota, Fungi, Kickxellomycota, Kickxellomycetes, Kickxellales, Kickxellaceae. The record is from RefSeq and is a predicted model, not a curated record. Gene Ontology annotation, cellular component: nucleus. Gene Ontology annotation, biological process: peptidyl-serine phosphorylation; intracellular signal transduction.
AUGCCGUCGAUCGACGACUUUGAUUUCGUCAAGCCGAUCUCGCGCGGGGCAUUCGGACGCGUGUAUCUGGCGCGCAAGAAGGCCACAAAGGACCUGUAUGCAAUCAAGGUCAUGCGCAAGAAGGACAUGAUCAACAAAAACAUGGUCACCCAGGCGUUGGCCGAGCGGCGCGCGCUGUCGCUGCUGUCGGCCGACUGGGUUGUUCAGCUCUACUACGCCUUCCACUCGUCGAAGCAUCUGUUCCUGGUCAUGGAGUAUCUGAUCGGCGGCGAUCUCGCCGGGCUUCUGCGCGUCUGGGGCGUCAUGGACGAGGACGCUGCGCGCUUCUACACCGCCGAAAUCGCCUGCGCUAUCGACUACCUGCAUCGCAACUCUAUCGUCCACCGCGAUAUCAAGCCGGACAACGUCAUUCUUUGCAGUGAUGGCCACAUCAAACUCAGCGACUUUGGCCUCAGCCAGCGCGCCCACGCCCGCAAAAGCGAGCGCGCGUUCCUCGGCACCCCCGACUACUUGGCGCCCGAGCUGCUGCUGGGUGCUGGCAACGGACUGGCGGUUGACUGGUGGGCGUUGGGUGUCUGUCUGUUUGAGUUCCUCUGCGGCUACCCGCCCUUCACCGACGAGUCGCCCGAGGCCAUCUUCCGCAACAUCCUCAACCAUGCCAUUGACUGGCCCGACGACGAUGGAUACAUGAGUGAGAACGCCCAGUCGCUUAUCCGCGCCCUGCUGCACCCCGACCCCGCCAGCCGCGCACACUGGAAGGAUUUCCGCAAGGCCGCCCUCUACAGCGACUGGGACCUUGCUAAUAUCCGCAGCAUUGAGCCGCCCUUUGUGCCUAUGCCCGAUGAUGACGUCGACACGAGCUAUUUCGAG